Messenger RNA from Paramisgurnus dabryanus, 1862 nucleotides. Lineage: Eukaryota; Metazoa; Chordata; Actinopteri; Cypriniformes; Cobitidae. The record is from RefSeq and is a predicted model, not a curated record.
GAUGUUUCGGCCUGUUUCGGCACUAGCCGGACAUUUUCGCCUCUUUGUUUUACUGAUAGUGGAUUUAACUCGGAUUCAAUCCAAUAUCCAGCGGACCGCUGUGGCAAUAAACAGAUGUGUGAGGUGGAGCACAGGAUGCAGAGUUAACGCCACCCUGUGUGUCCCAGAAGAAUCCUGGCUGCCGGGUCCUCAACAGUAGACACAUGGCGGCAUUAGGGAACCCCGAGAUGUUAACCCGAAAGAUUAAACUGUGGGACAUCAAUGCCCACAUAACCUGCCGUCUGUGUGAGGGGUACCUGAUUGACGCUACAACGGUCACCGAGUGCUUACACACCUUUUGCAGGAGCUGUUUGGUGAAAUACCUAGAGGAAAACAACACAUGUCCCACGUGUCGGAUUGUCAUUCAUCAGAGCCAUCCACUGCAGUACAUCGGACAUGACCGAACAAUGCAGGAUAUCGUGUAUAAAUUGGUGCCAGGUUUGCAAGAAGCCGAGAUGAAGAAACAGAGGGAGUUUUAUCAGAAGUUAGGCAUGGAGGUGCCUGGAGACAUUAAAGGAGAACUGUGCAACACAAAAACCCUUCCUGACGCUCAGCGGAAUGGUGACCAGAAACCAGAUGAUCCGUCCAAUAAGGAUGCUGCAGAGGAGAAGGCAGAAGAGGACAAUGAUUACCAUCGGAGUGAUGAACAGGUGAGUAUCUGUCUGGAGUGUAACAGCAGUAAACUCAGAGGACUCAAGCGGAAAUGGAUACGAUGUUCAGCCCAAGCCACGGUUCUCCAUCUCAAGAAGUUCAUCGCAAAGAAGCUCAACCUGACGUCCUUUAAUGAGCUGGACAUCUUAUGCAAUGAAGAAAUCUUGGGCAAGGACCAUACACUGAAAUUUGUUGUGGUAACAAGAUGGAGAUUUAAGAAAUCCCCCCUCCUCCUGCAUUACAGACCCAAAAUGGAUUUGCUGUAGUCGGACAAAAAAGGUUGGUUGUUUCUGGCCCGGUGGCCCUGGACUGUGCUUCACACUAUAAAUAUGCAGAGACCAUCAACGUCCACACCAAACAAAAGCCCAACGCAGAUACGAGCCAGCAAACAACAAGGAUCACAGCUACUGUGACACUGGCGGCCUGUGGGAACAACCGCUUCGGUCUGUUGUGUCCGCUAUAUGUCCUAGAUAUGUGAAAAAUUAAGAGAAAGCAUAUAUUUAUACUUUUGUAUAGACGAGCGAAGUUGAACCAAGACCCUAUUGGUGCGCUGUUUACACAUUAAAACAAAAAUACAAAAAAUAGGGGGUAACGAAAAUGGUUUAACAUUUUUUGUACCAAUUGGACUUCGUUUCGAACUCAACUACGGGCAAAACGAUGGUGCUCGGGAUCUGUCAUUCUCCGUGGAAGUGUCUUCUUACACUGCUAACCAGAGGAGAUGCCGCGUUUCAAACGGACCGUUCUCUCUCUCAGGUCUCAACCAACACUUCUCGGGAGCGCAGAGCCUUUUUAUGCUUAUACAAAAGCGGUUUAUAUAAGUUGUGUAUUAUCUCAGAGCAGUUUCAUUCUUUACUUUCAGCGUCGCUACAAGUGGAAUUGUGAAUAGGCAAAUUUAUGUGUAGUAUUUAUGUUCUAUUUACCAAUAUUGUAUAUAAAAGUUGUUAACAGAGAGAAGGACUAAGAGGUGUGAUGAAAAAGUAUGUAAAAGAUUAAAGGUUAGAGAGAAAUAGAGACUGGUUUUUCAAAAGUGCUAUAUUUUGGGCUGCGUUUAUGUGGAUAUAAACAUGAAUUCAAGCCAGAUUUCAUCUUUUCAGACUUUUUAUGUUGCAAAAAGCAACAUUUUCAUUAAUUUAAACCACUCAUUAUUAAAUUAACACUCCACUUUUUUUUUU